UAUGUUGAGCGCGAGACGCACAGGAUUCAGACACGCGUAAAGUAGCAGAGCACGCGUUUCACACAGAACUGUAUGGACUUGCAGUCGUUCGUUCCCAAUCGCACGAAGAGCACGAGAAAGGUGGACAUUAUAAACAAGGAGCCAUAGCAAUAAUUUGAAUCUUAAGAAAAUCACUUCAGAAUCGGGAUACACUUCCAAGCAGCACAACAUCCAAAGGCAACUCGGCUGACUAAGCAAGAGGUAGCGGCCGUUAUGCAGCACUAUGGAGUGAACGGCUACUCUCUCCACGCGAUGAACUCCCUGAGCGCAAUGUACAACCUGCACCAGCAGGCCGCGCAACAGGCGCAGCAUGCGCCAGACUACCGACCUUCAGUGCACGCGCUCACCCUCGCGGAGAGACUGGCUGACAUCAUUCUGGAGGCUCGCUACGGGUCCCAGCACCGCAAACAGCGCCGGAGCCGCACCGCGUUCACCGCACAGCAGCUCGAGGCACUGGAGAAGACCUUUCAGAAGACCCACUACCCCGACGUUGUGAUGCGCGAGCGCCUGGCCAUGUGCACUAACCUCCCCGAGGCCCGCGUGCAGGUGUGGUUCAAGAACCGCCGGGCCAAAUUCCGCAAGAAGCAGCGUAGCCUGCAGAAGGAGCAGCUCCAGAAACAGAAGGAGGCCAACCGAGAGGGAGGUGACGAGGAGGAGGCUCCCACCACCAUCACUCCAGAGAACCAGCUCCCCCCAUCCUCUUCCUCCUUGGAGGUUGAGGGUCCGCCCCGUCUGUUGGUGUCGGAAAUUAGCGUGGAGUUGAACGUGACCUCGGCGGAGCAGUCAGGCAGCGAGUCGGCCACAGAGGACAAUGCCACCGAUAAGGAGGAGGAGUCUAAUCCACAGAGGGAGGAGUUAAAGAGUGAAAGGGUGAUGACGCCCGGAAACGUCUCUCCACCCUGCAAACGACUUGGCCCCAAACCUGAAUCCCCUAUGGUCUCCCGGUCUGUGACGCCCUCGUCCAGUGGUGUCAGCGGUGGGAUCUCCCAGAGCCACUCCUACUCCUCCUCCCCGCUCAGCCUCUUCUGCCUGCAGGAGCAGUUCCGCCAGCACAUGGCUGCCACCAACAACAUGGCACUCUACCCUUCCUUCGACAUGGGCACCCCCCCAUCUCUGCCCUACCUGGGCAUGAAUGUCAACAUGUCUCCGGCGCCGCUGGGCUCCCUGCCCUGCCAAUCCUACUACCAGUCCCUGUCCCACCACGCAGCGCAGCAGGUGUGGAACAGUCCCCUGCUCCAGGCCUCCGGAGGGCUCCCCAGCCAAAACAGCAAGACCACCAGCAUCGAGAACCUCCGGAUGCGGGCCAAGCAGCAUGCGGCCUCCCUGGGACUGGACACGCUGCCUAACUAAGCCCCAGGAUCUUAGUGUGACCUAGCCGGGAGAUCGGUACUACAUCCCACCCAUCCCUUGUGUGUAACCUCCGUAGCCCUAUAGGAACCAUAGCCUCCAGCAGAUGGUUUCGGGGCAUUAGUAGCCAGAGUUCUGAAAAACCAAAAUGGCAAAUCACCCUGGACCGAGUUCUCUCCUGCUUCUUGCUUUAUCAGUUGCCUACCUUCUGGGAUUGCACAGGCUAUACACAGGAUCUCUAAAGCAGAGAAAAUACACUUCAUAUGUAUUUAACUGUCUAGUGUUGCACUUUGUGAUAAAGACUUUGCAAUGUAAUGUUUACAGAUAAAAUAUGAAUUUAGGCAGUUAAGGGAAUUUGGGUCUUCAAGGGGGGAAAUACAUUUGUGCCAGCAUUGGUGGCAUUGAGAGACUAUUUGUACCGUGGGGCCAUUACCAUUUCAAUUAGGUCAUGUAGGUACAUAGCACAUUCUAAAAAAGCAAGCACAUACAUAAAUAUAAACUCAAGCCAUGUUCUCCUCAAUUUCCUAAUUAGAAGUGACUAAUUUAUCAGUUUAAUGCCCAGUAUUAAAUCAUGUUGUACAGAGACUGGCUUGGUAAUGAGAAAAUAAUUUCAGUGACUAAAUGUGCAAAGCUUUUAAUUACAUUUUGCCCUGGGCAGAGGGGAGGGGAGCAUAUGCAAUUAUGAACAUGCAUACUAUUUAUGAUUCCCUAAUAUCCAAAGCUCUGAGCAGAAAAAAUGCCACCAAGGCAAACAAAUGAUUAGUGUCAAAACUCAAUGUGUCCUGCUGCACAAACAAGAUAAUGUAAUACAACACAAGGAGAUGCACACAUGGAGGAAUUAACCUGCAUAUUUCAUGUUUACACCUCUUUUCACCAUUUACCCCUUCUGAUGUAACUUGGUAAUAGCAUCCCUCCACAAACUGAAUAGGGGGCCUUUAGGGUUUGGGGUUGGGGGGGUGUUGUAAGUCUCCAGUACUUUCUGUUGUACUGUGGCCAAUCUUUAAACUCUUGUCAAUUAUGCACCUGUGAUUCUCUCUGUGCUGGGGUCCCAUCAAGUCCAUCCACUCCGAUAAUGUAAAUAAUUGUAAUAUGUAAAUUAAGAAGAAAAAUAAGUCUAUCUAUUAAUGUUUACUGAUAAGGCAAAUGUAAAGGUGUUCAUAUGUUGUUAAUUGAUCAUAAACUGUCCAAGUUGGCGAUUCCUAUAGUUGUCAGUUGUACAAUAGUAUUUAAACGGGUCACGCCUUUCCAUUACCUUCUAUUCCCGGGACCACUGAAGCUAUACUGUCUGGUAGUCUACAUAUGAGCUCCAUUACCUUCUAUUCCCGGGACUACUGAAGCUAUACUGUCUGGUAGUCUACAUAUGAGUUCCAUUACCUUCUAUUCCCGGGACUACUGAAGCUAUACUGUCUGGUAGUCUACAUAUGAGUUCCAUUACCUUCUAUUCCCGGGACUACUGAAGCUAUACUGUCUGGUAGUCUACAUAUGAGUUCCAUUACCUUCUAUUCCCGGGACUACUGAAGCUAUACUGUCUGGUAGUCUACAUAUGAGUUCCAUUACCUUCUAUUCCCGGGACUACUGAAGCUAUACUGUCUGGUAGUCUACAUAUGAGUUCCAUUACCUUCUAUUCCUGGGACUACUGAAGCUAUACUGUCUGGUAGUCUACAUAUGAGUUCCAUUACCUUCUAUUCCUCUGACUACUGAAGCUAUACUGUCUGGUAGUCUACAUAUGAGUUCCAUUACCUUCUAUUCCUGGGACUACUGAAGCUAUACUGUCUGGUAGUCUACAUAUGAGUUCCAUUACCUUCUAUUCCUGGGACUACUGAAGCUAUACUGUCUGGUAGUCUACAUAUGAGUUCCAUUACCUUCUAUUCCUGGGACUACUGAAGCUAUACUAUCUGGUAGUCUACAUAUGAGUUCCAUUACCUUCUAUUCCCGGGACUACUGAAGCUAUACUAUCUGGUAGUCUACAUAUGAGUUCCAUUACCUUCUAUUCCCGGGACUACUGAAGCUAUACUGUCUGGUAGUCUACAUAUGAGUUCCAUUACCUUCUAUUCCCGGGACUACUGAAGCUAUACUGUCUGGUAGUCUACAUAUGAGUUCCAUUACCUUCUAUUCCCGGGACUACUGAAGCUAUACUGUCUGGUAGUCUACAUAUGAGUUCCAUUACCUUCUAUUCCCGGGACUACUGAAGCUAUACUGUCUGGUAGUCUACAUAUGAGUUCCAUUACCUUCUAUUCCCGGGACUACUGAAGCUAUACUGUCUGGUAGUCUACAUAUGAGUUCCAUUACCUUCUAUUCCCGGGACUACUGAAGCUAUACUGUCUGGUAGUCUACAUAUGAGUUCCAUUACCUUCUAUUCCCGGGACUACUGAAGCUAUACUGUCUGGUAGUCUACAUAUGAGUUCCAUUACCUUCUAUUCCUGGGACUACUGAAGCUAUACUGUCUGGUAGUCUACAUAUGAGUUCCAUUACCUUCUAUUCCCGGGACUACUGAAGCUAUACUGUCUGGUAGUCUACAUAUGAGUUCCAUUACCUUCUAUUCCCGGGACUACUGAAGCUAUACUGUCUGGUAGUCUACAUAUGAGUUCCAUUACCUUCUAUUCCUGGGACUACUGAAGCUAUACUGUCUGGUAGUCUACAUAUGAGUUCCAUUACCUUCUAUUCCCGGGACUACUGAAGCUAUACUGUCUGGUAGUCUACAUAUGAGUUCCAUUACCUUCUAUUCCCGGGACUACUGAAGCUAUACUGUCUGGUAGUCUACAUAUGAGUUCCAUUACCUUCUAUUCCCGGGACUACUGAAGCUAUACUGUCUGGUAGUCUACAUAUGAGUUCCAUUACCUUCUAUUCCCGGGACUACUGAAGCUAUACUGUCUGGUAGUCUACAUAUGAGUUCCAUUACCUUCUAUUCCCGGGACUACUGAAGCUAUACUGUCUGGUAGUCUACAUAUGAGUUCCAUUACCUUCUAUUCCUGGGACUACUGAAGCUAUACUGUCUGGUAGUCUACAUAUGAGUUCCAUUGUGGCUGUGAUCAUAAAAGUUCUACUGUUUCCCUCCAGCCUGUCAUACUAACUGGUCCAGUGGUAGAUUUAAAAUGUUGGAGAGAAUAAUCUGGAAACCACAGGCAUUAUCAUUUUUUCUCUGUUAACAAUGUAAGUUUGAAAAGUGAUGUUGUAAAAUAAAUCCUAAAUAAAGCAAUGCUUGGUCUUUA
Messenger RNA from Salmo salar (Atlantic salmon), 4595 nucleotides. RefSeq names its product diencephalon/mesencephalon homeobox protein 1-A. Gene Ontology annotation, biological process: regulation of transcription by RNA polymerase II. Gene Ontology annotation, molecular function: DNA-binding transcription factor activity, RNA polymerase II-specific; RNA polymerase II transcription regulatory region sequence-specific DNA binding. The record is from RefSeq and is a predicted model, not a curated record. NCBI's taxonomy places the organism in Eukaryota, Metazoa, Chordata, Actinopteri, Salmoniformes, Salmonidae.